AUGCCCCCGCAGAUUACGUUUGUAAAAGUAUCCCUGAGGGUGUUGCCCGUUAAGGUGUUCUUGGUCAACGUACAGUUGAACGAGGUGUUGCUCUCUGUAUUGUUAAAAGCUCCGCUACGGGAGCUUGUAGAGAAUAGAGAUGAUACGUGGGUCAAAUUGAGACAAACGACUCUGGACGAUAAAAAGCUCAAAUUUCGGUUAGAGGUGCCUGUUCACUUGAUAGUACGCCUACGUCUAGAGCUCGACAAGUUGACUAUAGACGAUAUCGAGUUUGUGAAUUCGGGCAAGUUUAAGCUAGAGAACAUCCUAAAGGAGAAAAAUAGUCGGGCGGACAACUCGUUAUUACUUAUGACGAAAAGAAAUGUGUUUAACAACAGAAGCUUCCUGGAAGAGCCAACCAUACUAGUAGAGGAAGAUGAGAGUCUAGGUCUUUCUGAAGGAUCCGAAGUUGAAAAAGAGAAUACAGACAAGCAUCUGGAUGAUAAGAAGUCUGUCAGCUACAAGGUCAAUGGGCUUCGUAUGUUCAACAAUACCCAGAAUUGCAUGAAGCUAUACAUGAUAGGUACUUAA
Scheffersomyces stipitis CBS 6054 is the source of this 570-nucleotide messenger RNA. RefSeq lists its product as uncharacterized. Bases 1 to 570 code for a protein of 189 amino acids. The record is from RefSeq and is a predicted model, not a curated record. The transcript is spliced from 2 exons. Lineage: Eukaryota; Fungi; Ascomycota; Pichiomycetes; Serinales; Debaryomycetaceae.